UUACAUUUUAAUAGUACAUGUUUUCGAGAAAACUAUUCAAAAUGCACGUGUAAAUUGAUGUGAAUACUGCACAUACAAAGACUGUUUGGACGCGGCUGAAUUCCGCCAUAUUAGAAGUUCGGGCAUGAUUCCAGUACGGAUUUGGCAAUAUUUUUCAUAAUCCAUUGCCAUCUCCCACUUUUGUGGUAAUUCCUGCUUUUAUUUCCCAACAAGAUAAUCAACGAUGGCACAAGCUACGGGUACACUAGCUUUUGACGAGUACGGAAGACCGUUUUUCAUCAUAAGAGACCAGGGUUCUUCGUCUCGAAUCAGCGGCGAAGCGGCUACUAAGUCUCACAUCUUGGCAGCUAAAGCAGUGGCUGGUAUUCUUAAGAGUUCCCUGGGACCCAAUGGUUUGGAUAAAAUGAUGGUGAGUCCUGAUGGCGAAGUAACAGUGACGAAUGAUGGUGCUACAAUAUUGAGUCAGAUGGAUGUUGAUCAUCAAAUUGCAAAGUUAAUGGUACAGUUGUCAAAGUCCCAAGAUGAUGAAAUUGGUGAUGGUACUACAGGAGUUGUUGUCAUCGCAGGUGCCCUGCUAGAACAAGCCGGACAGCUUAUAGACCGUGGUAUACAUCCCAUUCGUAUUGCCGAUGGUUACGAUUUAGCAUCACGUAUAGCUCUCAAGAAAUUGGACGAGAUUGGUGAUAGCUUUCCUGUAGAUUUAAACAACAAAGAACCCCUUAUACUAACUGCUAUGACUUCAUUGGGGUCCAAAAUUAUAAAUCGGUGUCAUCGUUCCAUGGCAGAAAUAGCAGUGGAUGCAAUUCUCUCUGUCGCUGAUUUAGAACGUAAAGAUGUAGACUUUGAACUUAUUAAAGUUGAUGGUAAAGUGGGAGGUAAAUUAGAAGAUACUGUCUUAGUAAGAGGUGUUGUGGUAGAUAAAGAUUUCAGUCAUCCACAAAUGCCUAAGACAAUUAAAGAUGCUAAGAUUGCUAUCCUAACGUGUCCCUUUGAACCACCUAAACCGAAAACUAAACACAAGUUAGACGUCUCAUCGGUCGAGGACUACAACAAGUUACGGGAAUACGAAACUAAGAAGUUUGAUCAGAUGGUGUCACAAGUUUUAGAUGCUGGAGCAAAUUUGGCAAUAUGUCAAUGGGGAUUUGAUGACGAAGCUAAUCAUUUAUUAUUACAAAGAAAACUACCUGCCGUACGAUGGGUUGGUGGACCGGAAAUUGAGUUAAUAGCAAUUGCCACUGGUGGACGUAUUGUUCCCAGAUUUGAAGAGUUGUCAACUGAAAAACUUGGCAAGGCGGGCAUCGUUAGAGAAUUGUCAUUUGGUACAACGAAAGACAAGAUGUUGGUGAUAGAAGAUUGCCAGAACUCAAGAGCUGUUACUAUAUUCAUCAGAGGAGGAAAUAAGAUGAUAAUUGAAGAAGCUAAGCGCAGUUUACACGAUGCUCUUUGCGUAAUUCGUAAUUUAGUUCGUGAUAACCGUAUUGUAUAUGGUGGAGGAGCAGCUGAAAUAGCUUGUGCCCUUGCUGUCAGUGAAGAAGCAGAUAAGAUUUCUACGAUUGAGCAGUAUGCAAUGAGAGCAUUUUCUGAUGCAUUAGAGAGCGUACCAAUGUCGCUUGCCGAAAACAGCGGUUUACACCCAAUCAAAACUCUAGCCGAUGUGAAAUCUAGACAGUUGAAGGAAAACAAUCCUAGGCUUGGAAUUGAUUGUAUGAGCAAGGGCACUAACGAUAUGAAAGAGCAACAUGUGAUAGAGACACUUCUAGCCAAGAAACAACAGAUUAGUUUAGCAACUCAACUUGUACGAAUGAUUCUGAAGAUAGAUGAUAUUCGAACUCCUGGUGAUGCAGCUGGUUACUGAACUUGUUAGAUAUAAGUGUUGAAAACCUAUUGUCUUGUGUCCAUGUUGCCAGCAUGCGUGGUCUGCAACAUUUACAAUUACGACUUUUCCUCUCAAAAUAUAUUGAUGUUAUGCUAUCAAUAUUGUCUUACUAAAUAUGCAAAAAUGCUGCAGUGUUUGUAAUCAUGUGACCAGUCGGUCUGCUACAGUGAUGACGAAUCAACGUUUCUAGACGUCGCAAACUAGUGCUCCCUAAAACAAUUAAAAAACUGCAAAUUUGUCAGCUCCAAACUGUAAAAUUUGUGUUUGCAAAAUACUUUUUUUUUUUUUAAGAAGCACUUGUUUUCAGAGAACGUUAUGAACAUAAUAUUUAAGAAGACUUUUGAAGCUUCAUGUACUUUUGUCCACUGUAAUGUUCUUGUAAUAAAAUUUGCAAGUUUUUGUAUG
Molecule: messenger RNA, 2281 nt
Organism: Saccoglossus kowalevskii
Lineage: Eukaryota; Metazoa; Hemichordata; Enteropneusta; Harrimaniidae
Product: T-complex protein 1 subunit epsilon-like
Biological process (GO): protein folding
Molecular function (GO): ATP binding; ATP hydrolysis activity; ATP-dependent protein folding chaperone
Source: RefSeq, a predicted model, not a curated record